AAGUGAUGCAAUACUUUUGAUCAAAACUGUAUGUACAAACGGAGCAAGGUGAAUGUACAAACGGAGCAAGAUUGCUCGCCGCGCAUGGUCCGUAGGUAGGCAGGCAGGCAGGCAGGUAGAAUUCGUGUCAUCUCGGUCGCGAGGAUCAGAGCUCAGUUCGAAUCGCAAACCAUGGGGCUCAAACCGUGAAAAUGGCCGUCUGACGACGACGUCAAGGACCAAGGAUCGCGCGAUCGAUCCCGGAGGAUAUUGUAUUCUUGAAGAAGAAGUGCUAGCCGUGAGUGGACAUUGACACAUGCGAUUGACAUUUCAGGCUAGUAACUGUCAAAGUGGUUUAGAGACAAUUUAAUGUUGUUCCCGAGGGAAAUAACGUUUAUUGCUUACAAUAUUCGUUAAAUAGUGACAAAGUUGUUUUCGUACUGUGUGUGUUAUUAAAAUUGCAUUAAUUUUUAAUGCGAGGUAAUUUUUUAAUUUAUAAUAAGGAUAUACGUAUAUUAUCCUUUUUUACAUACUACUUCAAGACAAGAUUACUUUGUGUGAAAAAACUCUAUCAUUUAAUAUCGAUAAUGAUCCCUGCUUUUGCUUAACGUAAACAAAAUACCGGACAACAGCGAGCAAUUUAAGGGAUACGUAGGAAUUGGAAAGUGCUGUGAAAAUUUUAAUUCAUCGAAAAUAUUGCAAAUCCGCAAAUCCUAAAAUUUACAUUGUCAGAGUGUAUUAAAGUCCACUCGCUUUAAGAAGUGGAAGAUACUUUAACGCGCCAACGAACGUAACGGAGAAUAUCCUGGCGCAGUGGAGGUCCGUUACUUCCAAGGAGGAGGUAGGAGAGCGAAGCAGAUAGGAAAAGCAGCGAUUUUGUUGAUUUACACAAUUUUACCUCUGGCGCAAUUACGACUGACAACCAAUAUGUGCUCGUAUGCGUUUUGCGAAGAAACAGAAAAUUGCGAAACUCGUUACUAUCUGCCUCGCUAAAUUGCACAAACGAUUGUGAUAUCUAAUAUAUACAUAUAAAUCCUGAGUGGUACAUAUAUAUAUGUAUAUAUAUCUUAAUGUAUAUUUAUAUUUUUUUUAAUUGAAUGGAUGCAAAACGAAAUAUAGUUCACUUUUAUAUAGCAAUUUGUGCUAAUAGUCUCCUCGGUUGUAAUUUUGUGUGUAUCCUAAAAGAACUUUCCGGAGUGAAUAUAAUAAAAGUUAAUUUAGCGUGAAGAAAUAUAUCUGUCGAGGAAACUUCAUAUAUGGAAAAGAGAGAACAGAAAAGUAGAAUAUCAAGAUUGGUGUAAGAAAGUGAAGAGAAAUGGUGCGCGAGAGAUUUCGAUGGUAUUGCUCGAGAUCCGUGUAAGAAUUUCCAUCGAUUUCUUUAGUGCUGCAAGGAUAUUGUCAUCGUGAAAUUACAAAAUUCAGCUUAGAGGUAUUUGUCAAAGAACCGACAUGGAAAUAAGCUACGAAAGUAAAAUGACAAGGAUGUUCGACACCAAAUUUAAUUCUGCAACAAAUCAAUGUAAUAUCAAAGUGCACAAUCUAACGGAUUAAAAUUCUGCAAAUAUCUUGACGACAUUAUAAACCAGCAAGAACCAGCUAUCGCUAACCAGAAACCGGAAACUAAAACCAAUUGGUCAAUCGAUGGGAUCGUCCGGAUGGGAGUAUCCGGGUCGUCGAGUGUAGCGAUAACUUCCUUAGGGCCACACCUUUUGACAGAAAAGAACGUAUGAUGGACCGUCGCAGAAUUGACAGAUAUGGCACCAGGGAGAUGCGUCACUCGAGAAGCGAGGAUCUGUUGGGCGCGAUCUCCAGGUCUCCCAGUCCGAACAUCGAUUUACCCACUGCCACAUCCGAGGACGAUCUGAUCGCGGCUAGCGCUCUUCGGGACUCGAAUAUCUAUGAUGGGGCUGGUGUCAACGUUGCGGGACCCUCGCGAUGUAUCCUCCCGUCGCCAUCUAGAGUAGUAGGAUUGCCCGUUGACCCGGAAGACUCCAUUCGCGACAUUGUUACCGAGAAUGACUUGUAUAGAUAUGUCCUGUUCAAGCGGCAUUAUGACAAGUAUGUGGAUCUUGCCGAGAAGUAUAAAGAAGCAAAGAAUAUCACUUACUAUCUGGAGGAACGCUAUCAUGAGAUCAAGACUGAACGAGAUAGAUUGGAAGAGACUCGUAGGAAUCUGGAAAGACGGCUGGAGGGUUGCGAGACGGAACUUCGUGGCAAAGAAGAUGAACUUUUUCUACAAUUGGAGAGAAGUCUCCGAUUGGAAGAGGAGAUCGAACGCGCGAAAACCGAGAAGGAUAACUAUGUGGCAGCGCAAAAUCGACUAGAGCAGCAGCGAGAGUCAGCCUUUCGUCGUUUGCAGAUGCAGCUCGAGCAGAACGAGAUCACAAGGCGAGAUCUCGACAGAGCGCGCCAAGAUGUUAUCCGACAGGCCACUAUUAUUCGCGCCGAAAGGGAUACUUUGGAAAGAGAGAAUGAAAUGUUGCGGCAGAGACUCAGGGUGGAACAGCAUGAAUUAGGAGCCGAACGACGUCGUCGAGAAGAAGGCGUUGCGGCGCUGACAAGGGAGACAAUCGCAUUGAAGCACGCUACGCGCCAUUUAAGCGCUGCAACAUUUCACGCAACAUCUUGCCGAAAUCGUCGCCGAUGCUCCAUUUGCAUAUAUGCCAGACGCACCUUCGCCGACGUCAAUAAUUAUCGCGACAAUGGAAAUCUCUUGCAGUGCCUUCAAGCACCCUUACAAGAUCUUCGUAGUUGGUUGCGACCCAACGCAAUCCAGUCGUCAUCGUCCCGAGUUCCACGAAUCGAAUCAUCUAUGGCCGAUCGCGAAAUCUGUUACAUCGACGAUUCCAGCGUCGACAGUAGCAGCAAUGGUAGCACCAACAGCCGCAGCUGCAGUAGUAGCACCAGCAGCAGCAAUAGCGCUUAUGACGACGAGGCUUAUUCGAAUACUCCGAUAGCCGAACCGUCCCUCUCUUCGGCCACUUCUAGUGUCCCGCAUACAGUUAGAGCCUUUUCCUCGGAUUCAGGGUUCUCUUCGGAAAUGGGAGAUCGCAGAUCGCGAUGCUUUGACAAUGUUGGCAGUAGCAUUAGCAGCGGCAAGAGCAGAAACAUCAGCGAGUCGCUAGACAGCAAUGAGGUCGAUGAUCAGGGCGCGGUUGGAAGAGACGGGUUCACUCGUUCGAGAUGGACAUCCUCUUUUCGCAGAUUGCUCGGACGAAAAUCGAAAAAUAAGUUCGAUCGUUCCUUGGAUAUAAGUAAGACUGAUGAAUCACGAUGAACUUGUAUUUAUAUUAUGCCGAGACAAGGACUCAUUGCAAAUACAUUCUCCCAUUUUUCUUCCUCUCUCUGUCUCUUAUGACGAAUUCUGCGAAAAAACAAGAUUUAUUCGAAAUGAAAUAGAUCUUUAUAGAUUUCGAAUUUUGUAGAAAAAUGUUAAGAUUAUCUAGAUUUGGAUAUUUAUUAUUUGGAAAAAUUAGAAAUGAGAAUUUAGAGACUUGUAGAAGCUCUCAUAAUUUUAUAGAAGAUGAAUCAUAAUCGACACAUGUUACAAGAAAAUCUGCCGUUUAGGAAAAUGUAUUCAAUUGACAUGGAAUAGUCACAGAACAUAUUAUAAUUCCUGCAUUCCUGCAUUGAAAUAUUUCAAAAAUAUUAGAAAUAUUUCUGACAAUAUCGGAUAAUAUAUUCCGAUGGCAAUUGGAUAAUUACAAUCUUAUCUCUUCCAAUAUUACAUUAUUAGUUGAAUUUUGUAUAAAGAUAGCUCGACAGACAAUGCAGAUAUUUUGUAAAAGAUUAGAAUAGACAAUGUGAUUUUUUUUAGAGCUUACUAAUUUCUUCUUUUCUUCAUAAUAAUGCGUAAUUAAAUUUUUGGAACAAAUAAUAUCAUACACAUAUCCUAUCUCUCAGAAUUUGAAAACCCUAAAUACAAAUUCCGAGAUUCUUUUUCUCUCAACGUAGGAAUUGAAUUUCGAAUAAGUUAGGGAAUUACAAUUACAUAUAUACAUAUAAGGAGAAAGAGUUGGAUUAUAUUAGAAAUAAUCGCGAUCGCGAUUAAACUUUAUAUGUACUUAUUCACAAAUUGUAUACAUGGGUUUUAAAGGUUUCGAAUAUAGUAAAAAUGACGUAUAAUACUAAAAUAUUCGAUAUUUGAAUCGGAUUCUAAUAAUAGAACAAUGUUAUUGUUUGCAUUCUGAAAAAAGCUUUUUUAUAUUGUUACGUUUUACUAUUGUUGUGCGGUGAUUGUUGUUGUAUUUCAAAAAGUACAGUGGUUUAUGAGCACAAAGAUUAAUCGCUAUUGUAUUAGAGAUUUUAAAUUCGUGACAAAUUCUUAUCAUUCGUUAAUAUUUUUGUUAAGAAAGUUAAUUUCCUGUGCGACUUUAAGUACAUGCGUGUUGAAAGCGACUGGACCAAAUUGCUGACACGGAAAUCUUGUUACGAUAAUAUUAUAAAAUUUCAAAAACGAAUAUUAUAGAUGCAAAUAAAAAUAUGUAUACGA
This is a messenger RNA of Camponotus floridanus (Florida carpenter ant), 4471 nucleotides long. Its product is annotated as J domain-containing protein DDB_G0295729. The record is from RefSeq and is a predicted model, not a curated record. Lineage: Eukaryota; Metazoa; Arthropoda; Insecta; Hymenoptera; Formicidae. The transcript is spliced from 6 exons. Bases 1706 to 3256 code for a protein of 516 amino acids.